Molecule: messenger RNA, 597 nt
Organism: Monoraphidium neglectum
Lineage: Eukaryota; Viridiplantae; Chlorophyta; Chlorophyceae; Sphaeropleales; Selenastraceae
Product: Elongation factor P 2
Exons: 7
Coding region: 1-597 (198 amino acids)
Biological process (GO): peptide biosynthetic process; translational elongation
Cellular component (GO): cytoplasm
Molecular function (GO): translation elongation factor activity
Source: RefSeq, a predicted model, not a curated record
AUGACGGUUGAGAUUGAUGGUGUGCCGUUCAAGGUCAUCGAGUUCCUCCACGUGAAGCCGGGCAAGGGCGCCGCGUUUGUGCGCUCCAAGCUCAAGAACCUGCUGACCGGGAACAACAACGAGCGCACGUUCAGGGCGGGGGAGCAGCUCAACCUGGCGGCGGUGGAGCGGCGGGAGGGGCAGUUUACGUACGCUGAGGGCGAGACCGUGAGCGACCCAGGGCCUGUCCUCACUUUGCGCGCUCGUGUCCUUGCCAACUGGGCGCUGGAGCAGCCGUACGUGUUCAUGGACGUUGAGUCGUACGAGGAGACGCGGCUGCCCAAGGACGACUGGGCGCAGUUCCUGAAGGAGGGCACCACCUGCAGCCUGCUGUUCUUCAACGGCAAGGUCAUCAGCGUCGAGCCGCCGGCCUUCAUGGACCUGCUGGUCACAGACGCGCCCCCGGGCGUCAAGGGCAACACCGCAUCAGGUGGCGGCACCAAGCCGGCGACGCUGGAGACCGGGGCCGUCAUCAGCGUGCCGCUGUUCAUCGAGUCUGGGGAGAUCAUCAAGGUGGACACCCGGACAGGCGUCUACCUCUCGCGCUCCAAGGAGUGA